AUGAAGAGAAGGUUCUACAAAGUUUGCACUUCUCUAAGAGAACAAAGUAAUAUAAGUUAUGCAAAGAUUGCUUCAGCUGCAGGCUUCUCUGAUAUGAAUCUCAUCAUCAUAAAAGCGACGUCGCCGGAUGAUUUACCGGUUCAUGAAAAAUACAUUCAAUAUUUUUUGAAACUCUUUGCAUUAUCUCCAUCUUCAUGUCAUUCAUUUGCUAUAAGCUUCACACGUCGAUUCGGAACUACUCGUAGUUGGAGAGUAGCGUUGAAAUCGUUGAUUCUUCUCCAUCGUCUUCUUCGUUCUGUUCAAGGAAACUCUCCUUUAUGGGCUGAACUGUUAUGGACUCGUUCCAAUGGUUUGAUCUCUCUUUAUCCUUGUCAUUUCAAGGAUGCUACUUCUUCUUCAUCUACUUGUUCGAUUUCCUACACGAACUUUGUGACUUCUUAUGCGCAAUUACUCGACGAAGCUCUUAACUGUGUUGCCUUGGACAGCAAGAAACUUGACAAUCAGAAAUACCAUGAAGAAGAAAAUGACACUUUUCGAGAAAAGAUGAAUGAAAUGGGUGAGAUACUUGAAAUUUUGCCACAGCUUCAAAGUAUUAUUGAUAGGGUGAUAGAUUGUUACCCUAUAGGAGUAGCAACAAGAAGUUUCAUUGUUCAAUCUGCAAUGAAACACAUAAUUCGCGACAGUUUUGUUUGUUACACAAAGUUUAGAGCAGAAAUUGUUGUUGUUUUGGAGAAUCUUUUUGAGAUGUCUUAUAGGAACUGCAUAGCCGCAUUCAACAUAUACAAGAAAUCAGCAGUGCAAACAAAUAAGCUUUGUGAGUUUUACGAGUGGUGUAAAGCGAAAGGAUUGUGUGGUUACUAUGAAUAUCCUUUCUUGGAACCAAUUCCAGGUAUACAAAUCAAAGCUUUGGAAAGUUUUCUGAGUGGCAUGUGGCAGUUGACAGAGUCUAGUUCAUCGUCAAUGUCUGAUCAGGAAUCUAGUUCGAUUUUUACGGAAGAUGAUGGAAGGCAACAAAUAGAAAUGAUCAAAGGUAAUGAAGAGGAGAAGCCUUUGAUUGAUCUAGGAGAAUAUGAAGAUGAUGAUGUUAGUUGGGAGACAGUGUUGGAAUCUUCUGUUAGUUUUUGUCAUGCUUAUCAUCAGAAUGAUUCGUUAGGUUCUAAUAGCUUUGAUGGAAUGUGGGAAACUGCAACAUACAAAUCUCCUGCUGCUGCUUCUAAUCCUUUCAAUCAGGAAAGUUAUGAAUCAAAUUACUAUGGGAGAUUUGCUCACAACCCUGUGUAUCCUUGGGGUCUAUAA
Molecule: messenger RNA, 1296 nt
Organism: Vicia villosa (hairy vetch)
Lineage: Eukaryota; Viridiplantae; Streptophyta; Magnoliopsida; Fabales; Fabaceae
Product: probable clathrin assembly protein At4g32285
Exons: 1
Coding region: 1-1296 (431 amino acids)
Biological process (GO): vesicle budding from membrane; clathrin-dependent endocytosis; clathrin coat assembly
Cellular component (GO): clathrin-coated pit; clathrin-coated vesicle
Molecular function (GO): SNARE binding; 1-phosphatidylinositol binding; clathrin heavy chain binding
Source: RefSeq, a predicted model, not a curated record